Molecule: messenger RNA, 3550 nt
Organism: Patiria miniata (bat star)
Lineage: Eukaryota; Metazoa; Echinodermata; Asteroidea; Valvatida; Asterinidae
Product: dopamine receptor 2-like
Exons: 2
Coding region: 1006-2019 (337 amino acids)
Biological process (GO): G protein-coupled receptor signaling pathway
Cellular component (GO): membrane
Molecular function (GO): G protein-coupled receptor activity
Source: RefSeq, a predicted model, not a curated record
UGAAAAAGGAUGAAUUUUCGCUCAUAAAGUGCGCCGUUCAGUGUGCGGUAUUAGUGCUUGGUCUUGUCACGAUGAGACACUCACCCUUGGACAGAUUUUCGCUCUGCUGUUAUUUUUGAAGUCGAUGAUGUUCACCUCUUGAUACUUCUUACGAGUGAAUGAACGGACGGCGUGUUCCUUAGAAGAUGCUCAUAUAGGCCUUAAAAGAGAAUAGUUCAACUUCGCGACAUAACAUUGUAUUUGCUGAUAUUGGAAGAAAACGACAUCAGGCGUAUUACUGAACUUCGAGUGCGCUUCUGGAACUAACUAGCAUUUGUACACCACAAGCCCAAACCACAUAAGUGUGAAGUGUCGUCUCUUCUAUAGACCUACUGUGUCCAUAUGCAAUGCCCAUCUACACAGGGAAUAGUUACAGACGAUGAGCUCAAGUAAGGCACCCAUCAUGUAGGAUGAUUGUGGCACCGUUCAUAGACGUUCACCUUCAUGACAACAUCUAGGUCUGUGAGCCAGGGAAACAUGCGCUUUAUAUUCUGACGCUUUUCAACGAUCGUGCCGAGAUUCAACAGUGGUGCUUCCGACGACAGACAUCCAUGAUAGCCGUACCAAACGCCGGCCGAGCAGACUGAUUAAUGCCUGAUCAGAUUUCACUUCUAAACGCCAGUGUCGCUCUUGUCUCACCGAAACUACGGAGUUAACACGUAAACAUUUCGUUUGGCACCUUGUGAAUGAUGCGCCAUCCCUAAUGCAGCUCCAAACGGUCCCAUGUGCCGUGUUGUAUCAUAUUUUGACUAAUUCGACACAUCGUUGAGUAAAGGAGCUAAUCGACGACGUAAAUUUCGUAGCCGGAAGUGUACUUGUGGCUGAACAGCAGCAGUUAACACCAAUCGAUUGAUGGCCUGUGCAUCUGAAGUAAAUAAAACCGGCAAUUCGUUGGGAAAAUUUCGCAUAUUUAACAUUUUCGAAACUUAGUGCUUCCGUUGUUUUUUGAGCAGCAAGUGAUUUACAAUGGAUGACGGCAACUCAACGGAGGCAACUGGCGUCGCGAGCACGAUGGCGACGCAGCCCGCGGCAUCCGGGAACGAAUGGGUGUACGGGAUCGAAGUUACGCUAGGCAUUGUGGGUACCGUGGGCAACGUGUUCGUCUGCUUGAUCAUUCUUCGCGCCAAAUUCUUGCACAACAUGACCAAUUACUUGAUUUUGAACCUAGCCGUGGCGGACAUGUCUGCCUCGGUGUCCUUGAUCUUCAAUGUGUUCUUGGUGGAGACUGCGAUUGUCCAAGCGCCGUCUGGAGUGGCCGCAGGGGAGAUCUACUGUCGUUUCUAUGGUAACCUCUAUUUUUUCUGGGUGUGCGUGACAGCUUCCGUCUUCAACCUCAUCGUGGUCACGCUAGAACGGUUCUACGCCAUUGUGUACCCGCUCCACUACCCCCGAUACUUCACACCCAAGAGGGUUGCCCUACUGGUUGCCCUGACCUGGGUAGGUGCUUUCGCGCAGGAAUUCUUCGCCCUAUUAAUCAACUCCUACAACUCUGUGACCAGGACGUGUGAUUAUGGUUUCCCAAAUCUGGCCAGCCAGAUCGCAGUCGGUCUCUUCGUGUUUCUCAGCUCCUACUUUUGCCCUCUCUGCGUGAUGAUUUGGGCGUAUUACAAAAUCAUGAGAAAUCUCAGUAUGUCGGCGCGCAAUCUAAUGAACCAACAGACGGAGGACCCGGCAUACGCACUCCUCCGCGCGCGCAAGAAAGUAGUCCAUGUCCUUUUCACCGUCGUCAUGGCAUUCCUCGUGCUGUGGACGCCAAACCAAGUGGUGUAUCUGUUUGAGAACUUCAAGGUCGAGUUGAUUCCCGUCCAUCACAUCGUGUACUCCAUCUUUCGCAUGAUGGCGUUUUCCAAUUCUGUCAUCAACCCGAUUAUAUAUGCGUUCAAGUACAAGCAAUUCAGAAAGGGGUUUCGUGUAUUGAUGUGUGGUAGAUGUAUGACCAAUAACGUCGGGGCUGGCCAAACCGAGCUAUCAAACACUUAAUUUGCUAAAAAGCAUGCAGUAAGAAACAGCGCUCAAUCUAGCCUCAUGGGCCAUGCCUUGUGCAGGUCCAGAAAUUAGUUCGGCCGACUGGAUGCGAUAUUGGUUCCAGUAUGCAUCCAUUUGAAUAUGACAUUAAAUAAUAUAGCAUUGUACAUGAUCACUGAGCUUGAAAGUUGGUAGGGGUGCCUGGCUUCCUGCAGCGGAUGAAAUCAUAAUAAAAUCACUUCAAGUGAAGGCAAUCUUCCAUUAGGUUAAAUUGGUGUAAGCCACGUUCCUCGACCGUAGGUAUACAAGUUUCCCAUAGACCUGCGUCAGGGAGACGACCAUAGCCAUAAUUAUCGAGGCCGACCAAGUGAAAUAAUUGUGGCCGCCAUUUUUCCAGUAGAGAACAUUUGAAUUUUAUUUCGUCCACUUUCGGUCCACAACCAGAUUUCCAUACACAUAAAUGAAAUUUGUUUUUUGCAAAACGUUCAACCCGUACCAAUUAUGGGAAGUUAAAAUGUUUAGUUGUCCAUAUAUUUGGAGCACCGAGAAAGUCGUCAAAGUAAAAUCCAGUUUUCUGCGGGCAGAAAAUCGACAUUUAAAAAAAUUGGUUGCGUGAUUUCAAAAAAUCUGAAAUUCUACUGGCAGGAAAUAGGAAAAAUAGGUCGUCUACUUUUGGUGCUUCGCAGACACGGCUGAAUUGGCUUCCCAUAGAUUGUGUGUUAUAUUGCCGGCCGUAGUCUAUAUCUCAGCUGUCAACCUUGUUUGUUUUGUUUUAAUUUCCAUUCAUAUAAAAUCAAGAAAAAAUUAAACAAAAUGACAAAAUUAAUUAUAAAAAUACUGUAUCUGGAGCAAAACAAUUAUAUAAAUGGGGGUGACAUCCGAGAGAAGGACAAAGCCUUCUGCAGAGGAGCACCCCAGACUGCUGUCAAAUUACCAAAAAAAUGUAUUCGAGUUUCCCGUAAACAGGAUGAGUCAAAAAGAAAGCGGCCUGAAUUAAUGAUUUUUCCCCUUAAAUGUUAUUAAAUUUGACACACCAACGGUGAAUAUAAUAUACAAGCAUGUUCUUCCACUCAUUUGAAAAAAAGGGUUUUUUUUCAGAGAAGUUAUGCAUGUUUUACUAAAAGAAUCCAUUUUUACAGCUGUCCAUGGAAUGCCAUUUGAAGCUAUUGAGCUGAGUGAGAACCAGAGAUUAUACACAGGCACUCGGAUACAACUGAUAUUUUUUAUAAUUUUUAUCAAGACUGAAACGUUAUUUUUACUGUCAGAUGUUUUAUUUUGAAUAUGAGGAAUCUUUUCUGAAAUAAUGAAGGUGAAUUUUGUCUGUUUUCCUGUGCAAAUGUUUGUUCAUUCAUGAAGGCAGGAAAACGCCUUUGUUUCAUUGUAUUUAACGGUAUAAACGAUCAUUGGUGGAAAGCUGAAUUUUGUGAUGUCUGUAUUAAAAUAGACAUAACUUGUGAACAUAGUAAGCAAACCACGUGAAAUUUUGACUGUUACUAGUCAAUAAUAUGUACUUUAUCCCAAGGGCGGAUCCAGAACACAAUUGGGG